AAUCACUCAUUCAAUCAUUGAUCCUUCAUUAGAAUGCCAAAGUGUCUGUCAUUGGCGGCGGGUGUGACUGUGUGCCUAGGAUGUUGCCGGCGACGACGACGAGGCUACAAGAGGCUUCGGCGGCCGUUGAAUUCUUCCUUACGGACGUCGAGAUCGCGCUUUCGUGUUCAAAGUUCCAAGCGUCGCCCCCUUCAGGAACGUGAUUGCCAAAGGAGCCUUGAAACGUCUCAUCCGAAACAUAACGGUAUCCAAGGGACGGGUAAGCCGAGCUUCCAUGCAUAUCGCCAUCCCCAUAUCCCAGGAACGGAAUAGAUUGAUCUCCCGGCGGAAAAAAAGACGAUUCCAUUGCUUCCAUGGGUUACAAUGUGGCGCCCCCUUUGACGUCGAAUGGCGGAAUUGGCGGCAGUCAUCAGGGGCUCCGUCUGUCGCAGAUGAACAAGCAAACACCAGCCCACAUACCGUGAGGAAGUCCAAGAGAAGUGCGUGCAAGCGUGCAAUCUACACCAUUAUGGCGAGACACCCCAGACAUCUCUUCCCGGUUGAGACGACUGGCUGCAGCUUAGCUUCAUUGGGGGAUUGGCUCCUCAAGGCAAGCAGACUGUGUUUGACACUGCAACGGUCCGAAAAUGGCACCAGUCACUCCCAUCUGAUCGUAUCCCAGGGUACCCAACACCCAUUUGCACUGCUUGUCAUGAGCCAGGGCCCUAAUAUGUUCGGACAGUUUGUGGGGAGAUCAUCGAACGUCGAGGCUCGUCUCCCUUCAAUACCGGCAGCAGGACGUCCCUUUGGACUCGGUAUCAAAGAUCGGCGACCGGAGACAUUGGACCACCCUCUCACCCCACGAAAUAACGGUUUGGUUUAAACGAUGGCUUGAUAUGAGCCUCCGGAGAAGGCUUAGUCGAUUCCGAGCUGAAAAGUCUCUCGGAUGGUUGCGCAUGUGUAUAUCAUGUUCUCCUCUGGCCCUCCCUUCGAGGCCUCUACUCCUCAAGUUGUUUGCUGAUCUUACGUCCGUAAGGGAAGUUAAGCAGAAACAGCCACCAUGCCCAGAACGAAAGAUGGAAAGAUCACAAAACCAACGGGCGAGUCUCAAGUCCGGCGAAGGGGACGGCCGGCGAUCGACUGGACGCCAUCACGAAAGAGGAAACUUCUCCGGCUGUAUCUCUGUACUCCCGAGUCGGGCCUGUCGUUGAAGGAGAUCCUUGACCUUCUUGCCGAAGGGCCAUUCCAACCAAAACCUCGACAUACACAAUGUCUGCUUAACGAGCUUCUGUCAAAGUCCUACCGUCAGAGGAGGCCCAAAAGCCGAACGUUGAUGGAAAGGCGACUGGCCUAUCUGAGGUCCAUGAGGGAUGAUCGUCCGGUUUCGGAGCCACCAAAGGGAGACGAGACUGACUGUGCCAUUCUUCUGGCCAAGAAUCCGUCCAGAUGGCGGCAGCAGUCCCUUGGUACCAGCUGUCCGACGAAGCGUUUGGGGCGAGAGAUGACCCAGCUCAGCAUAUCGCGCCAUUUGGGGUUGGAGAAGGCGAGUGCAAGCGACCUGAGCUCAAUACCACCAGGUUCCUCCACAGCAACAAGCUUCGACUCGCCAGAAGCCGACAUGUCUGCCCUUGAGGUACCAGCAUCGACAGGAAGGAUCUUCAAGCACAACUCCAAGAGCAUCAAGGAGAGGCGAUGCAGUCGGGUGGAAAGUUUGAGGGUGAAGCUUCCGGGACGCACUUCGUCAUUCUUGGCCGACGUCGUUAGUCUCUUGAGCGGACUUUCCAUAUGCUCGAGUAGUAACGCCUCUUCUUGUGCCUCUCCCCAUUGGAACCAGCGAUCGUUCUUAUCUAGGUCGAACUCAUCCGCCACGCUAUAUGAAGGACGAGGGAAGAAGAAGUCUACAGUUCCAGAGGGCAAAGCCUUGUCUCCUGAAGACCCGAUAGACUAUAGCGACAAGUAUGCGCAAAACGCCGACAGCCGUGCAAACCAAGAGCUUCUCAAACACUGUUGCAGCAAAAAGGCAUGGUGCAUCCACAAGCGCAUCAGUGCGGUGUGUUUUGGCAACCGAUCGGCCGAUACCUUUGUCUGCGCCGCCGAGGAAGUGAACGACCAGGACGGGUUGGGAAACACCGCACUUCAUGUUGCCGCCCGAUGGAUAGCUCCUGGGCCUGUCCUCUUCCGGAUCAUGGCGAUGUCGACAACCGUGACCCUCAAUACACCGAACCACCUUAAUGAGCUCUUCUUUCACGUGCUCAACCCUAGAUCACUUGACAUCAACGAACUCGCUCACUUCACGAGAUAUCUCGUUGGCCGCGAGUUCAAUUUCUGUCAACUGGACUCUUCCGGCAUGACAUUCAUCGAGCGCCUUACGGCUCGUCUCGACUUCACUAUUGAGGCCCUCGAAACCAUCUUCUCCUACCUCCCCGAAGCCACUCGCCUCUUUCUCCUCAGGCACCCCUCCAGCCCCAGCCUCAGCCCUCAUCAUACCCCUCAACCGCCUCUAAUCCAAGCUAUCCGAGCUCGUCUAAACGUUAUCGAAGGCAACAGCCUCAUCCCCGACCCCUCCCAACUCGAAGCUGCCUCAGCCUACUGUGACUACUUUUUCGCCCGUUACGGCACAGCCUACCGUACCGUCUGGAUCAGACCCCCUUCCCUCUUCGCCCACGUCCCCGUCAACCCCCAGGGCCGCAACAACCUCCACCAAAUUGUCGCCUCCCUCAACGUCGGGCGCAACCUGUGUCCGCCCACCACCGAAAACCUCUGCUAUUACACCCCUCCCUCCGCCACUCCCCCACCCCCGUCCUUCGGCGACACCAGCUUCCUCGACCUUGACGUCGACGUCAUCGAACCCAGCGCCACCAUGGCAGUCAACCAGCACCAAAGAUCCCCUACACUCACCAAUACAGCUACCACCACCAGCCUCUCCUUUCCCCAAGUCCUCGCCCUCGCCCUCGCGGGCGACGUCCCCGAAGACCCCAACAACCGCGACCUCCCCCACUUCCGCACUCCCCUCAUGACCCUCCUCCGUGGUUUCGCCUGGGGCAACCACCACCACCCCCACUAUCCGUCACAACCAUCCGACAUGCUAAGGGAAUGCCUCCACCUCCUGCUUGCGCACGGCGCGCGGCCGGAGCUAGUCGACAUCGACGGCAACAACGCUUUGCACCACGCGGCCGAACUGGGAUUGCUGAGUGCCGUGGUGGUGCUGUGCACUCAUGAUCGGGACUUGCAGAGGACAAUGAAUCGCACGGGACAGACGCCGUUGGAUUUGGCGAUUCAGAGGAUGAGUGUAAAGGGAUAUAUGCCGAUGACGGAGGCGAUGAGGAGGGUGGGGAGGCAUGCGGAGGUGGUGCUGUACUUGGAGACGGGGGUUGUGAUGGGGGAUGAGUGAGUGUCGUGGAUUGAGUUGUAUGAGAAUAUCUCUGUUUUUUUCGGCCUGUUUAUUUUCCCUUAGACUGGCUUCGGUUCGCGUGUGUAAAGCUUUUUUUUUUUUUUUUUUACGUUGACGUGAUAGAUGCUAGACCUUAGACUUUCCGGCGUCCCUUGUUUACAUAGAUUUUCC
Messenger RNA from Neurospora crassa OR74A, 3541 nucleotides. RefSeq lists its product as hypothetical. The coding region runs from base 1040 to 3370 and encodes 776 amino acids. Gene Ontology annotation, molecular function: protein binding. Lineage: Eukaryota; Fungi; Ascomycota; Sordariomycetes; Sordariales; Sordariaceae. The record is from RefSeq and is a predicted model, not a curated record. The transcript is spliced from 2 exons.